AUGUUCGCCUCGACUGGCUCCAGUGAUCCAAUGGCUUAUAAUAUAAUUUCAUAUGCCUGCAGAAAUGCCAUGCUUGUGGCUAGUUUUGUAGCAGGUUGUAUACCGCUUUCAACCAAACUAUCCGAUGCCAAACUCAAUUUUUUGACUUCACUUAGUGUGGGUCUACUCAUUUCAACAAGUUUAGUUGUCAUCAUACCCGAGGGUGUCGAAACCUUAUAUAAUAACAGCAUAGAUUCAGAAGUUGUCAAGUCAACUACUGCCAACCACUCUGCGGUGGGCAUGUCCUUAUUGUUCGGAUUCGCCGUCAUGUUUGUCAUCGAUCAAGUGAGUUCAAUGCAUGUCCAUCAACCGAAACGAAUCGUAAAUACCGAGAUAGACGCACUAGAAACCACAAAUCACAAGGAAACACUAGUGACACCGACCAUUGGACUUAUUGUACAUGCAGCAGCUGAUGGCAUUGCGCUGGGAGCUUCGGCCACUCAUCCCCAACUGUCGAUGGUGGUCUUUUUCGCCAUUAUGCUUCACAAGGCACCUUCGAGUUUCGCCUUGACAACAGUUUUGUUAAGCGAAGGACUUUCGAGGACAACCGUAAGGCGACAUUUACUACUUUUUUCGAUGUCUGCACCAGCUGGUGCUAUCUCGACUUAUCUAUUAUUGCAGCUAUUCUCUGUGGACAAUAGUUGGAAUUUAGAGUAUUGGACGGGUAUUCUUUUAUUGUUUUCAGGCGGCACCUUUUUAUAUGUGGCGAUGCAUGCCAUUCAAGAAUUACAAUCAAAUACAUCCAAAGUCGAUUAUCAUCAGCUAGGCUCAAUCCUGGUUGGCAUGUUGAUUCCCUUUGUCUUAAAUUUCAAUCAUUCCCAUUAA
This is a messenger RNA of Mucor mucedo, 864 nucleotides long. RefSeq names its product ZIP zinc transporter-domain-containing protein. The transcript is spliced from 3 exons. The record is from RefSeq and is a predicted model, not a curated record. Lineage: Eukaryota; Fungi; Mucoromycota; Mucoromycetes; Mucorales; Mucoraceae. Gene Ontology annotation, biological process: transmembrane transport; zinc ion transport. The coding region runs from base 1 to 864 and encodes 287 amino acids. Gene Ontology annotation, cellular component: membrane. Gene Ontology annotation, molecular function: metal ion transmembrane transporter activity.